GAGUUUUUCCUUGGAAGCUACGAGCGCUUGCGGCGACAGCCAAAACACAUCGUGUAUUAUCGCGCUGGAGUGCCGGCGUCUUGUCUUUCAGAUGUGGUCAAUGCCGAGAUGUGGGCGUUGCGGAUGGCAUUCCGUAUGCUCGAUGCAGAUUAUGAGCCCCGCGUUACAUUUGUGGUGGCCAAUAAACAUCACCGUCUUCGAUGUUCUGCUCGUGAUGAGAGCCGGCAGUGCAACCCCCCCCCCCCCCCCCUGGUAGGAACUAUUGUUGACUCAGGAACGCUCGUUGACCCGCAGUGUUUCGAGUUCUACCUUUUUUGGAACAAGUGUGCCGACUCAGUAUAG
Molecule: messenger RNA, 342 nt
Organism: Phytophthora sojae
Lineage: Eukaryota; Oomycota; Peronosporomycetes; Peronosporales; Peronosporaceae
Exons: 2
Molecular function (GO): nucleic acid binding
Source: RefSeq, a predicted model, not a curated record